AUGUCAUUUGUUCAUGCAAAGUGCACAGUAGAGGAGCGGAGGUACUUAUGGCGCAACUUAUUAGCUGAUAAGCCUAAUUCUCAUCCACGGUGCAUUGGGGGUGAUAUUAAUGUCAUAACGGCGCCGCAUGAAAAACGUGGGGGUCGUCCGUUUGCUAUAGAUGAGGGAGUGGAAUUGGUGUCAUUCAUGGAAGAGGCUGGGGUUCUUGAUGUAGGUUUUUCAGGAUCUAGCUUCACAUGGUGCAAUAAUCGGAGAGGUAGAGCUAGAAUUUUGAAGAGGUUAGACAGACUUCUAAUCAAUGGGGCAUGUUUGGAACUUUCCGCAGCCAUUUUCGUUACUCAGUUGGCGAGACAUCUCUCGGAUCACGCACCAUUGAAGAUUUCGUUUGUAUCUCGGUUAGAUAAUAAGCCACGGCCUUUCCGUUUCUUGAAUGUCUGGACGGCUAAACCAGAACUUUUGGAGGCUUGGAACAAGUACAGUUUUGGAAAUAUUUUCGAAGCUGUUCAAAAGACGGAAGUUGCGGUACAACUAGCAGAGGAAGUAGCAGAUCAAGAUGAUACCGAGGAGAGCCAAGUUGCGCUCAGGAAGGCUCAGGCGGAAUUACGCUAUGCUUUAUCCAUUGAAGAGCAGUUUUGGAGCCAAAAGGCUUGA
Coffea eugenioides is the source of this 651-nucleotide messenger RNA. RefSeq lists its product as uncharacterized. The transcript is spliced from 2 exons. The coding region runs from base 1 to 651 and encodes 216 amino acids. The record is from RefSeq and is a predicted model, not a curated record. Lineage: Eukaryota; Viridiplantae; Streptophyta; Magnoliopsida; Gentianales; Rubiaceae.